AUGAGAAUUCGCAUACGUGGCCCAAGAGGCCAGUCCACAAUUUCCCUCCAAGAGAGCGCCUCAAUCCACGACCUCCAAGCCCAGAUCAGCGACAAAACAGCAUUGACAUCGUACGACAUCAAGUACGGUUACCCCCCUAAACCACUCGAUCUCGACCAGCUGGACCCUGCCCUGUUGAUCGCAGAAAUUGGGACGAAUCUUGAUGGAGAGCAACUCAUUAUUAGCAAGAAGGAUGGGCUCUCCGCGAUGGACUCCUCCGCCAGCUAUCGCCAGCAACAGCAGCAGCAGCCGGCGAUAACGGAUACUUCCAGCCCUAAAAUCUCGAAUAGAGUUGCGCAGACAACUCAACAAACAAGAGAUAUCUUAAAACCGCUAUCAUUGAGCCGUAAGGCCAACAUUGCUGUUGAAAAUGACCCUCCCGAGAUCUCCUCCCCCGAACACGGCUGCACAGUCGUUCUCCGCAUAAUGCCCGAUGACAAUUCUUGUCUAUUCCGAGCGGUCAGUAGCGCAGUGAUGGGCGCGAUGGAUGCAAUGACGGAGCUACGCUCAAUAGUUGCGCAAACAAUACAAGAGCAACCAGAUGUUUAUUCAGCUGCGGUGCUGGAAAAAUCUCCAGACGACUACUGCCGAUGGAUCCAGACGGAGGAUUCUUGGGGCGGCGGGAUCGAGUUAAGCAUCCUAAGCAAACACUUCGACGUCGAGAUCUGCUCGAUAGAUGUACAGUCGCUACGCGUUGAUCGUUUUAACGAGGACAAGCCGACAAGGUGUAUCGUGGUGUACUCGGGCAUCCACUAUGACGUUAUCGCGCUCUCCCCCUCCGACGAGCCGUAUACCCAUUCGUAUGCGCCGCCAGAAUUUGACACGAAGAUAUUCGAUGCUGCCGACCCUAUUAUCCUGGAGCGGGCAGUGGCGUUAUGCAAGAUCCUGCGUGGUAAGCACUAUUAUACGGACACCGCAUCGUUUACGAUCCAAUGCCAUACCUGCGGACGCCAGUUUGUGGGUGAGAGGGGGGCGACGAAACACGCUACGGAAACAGGCCAUUAUAACUUUGGUGAAGCACCUUAA
Histoplasma mississippiense is the source of this 1065-nucleotide messenger RNA. RefSeq lists its product as hypothetical. Gene Ontology annotation, biological process: protein deubiquitination; endoplasmic reticulum unfolded protein response. NCBI's taxonomy places the organism in Eukaryota, Fungi, Ascomycota, Eurotiomycetes, Onygenales, Ajellomycetaceae. Gene Ontology annotation, molecular function: cysteine-type deubiquitinase activity. The transcript has a single exon. The record is from RefSeq and is a predicted model, not a curated record. Bases 1 to 1065 code for a protein of 354 amino acids. Gene Ontology annotation, cellular component: cytosol; nucleus.